AUGAAGUAUAUCGUAUGUCAGCGCCCACUUAAGAUUUCAUGCAACAAUAAGUUUAAUCAAGCGACUAGAUUCUGCGCUUUAAAGGAAUAA
Molecule: messenger RNA, 90 nt
Organism: Debaryomyces tyrocola
Lineage: Eukaryota; Fungi; Ascomycota; Pichiomycetes; Serinales; Debaryomycetaceae
Source: the annotation of a GenBank genome assembly